UUUCAGAGGAGUCUUAUUGAAUUUAAAAUAGCUGAAGUAAAUCGUCAAAUGAAGAAAGCCAAAUCUGUAGCCCUGAAAAUUCUGGAUGAGUUGAAAGCAGCAGGAGCAAAGUAUGUUUGUGUUUAAAGUAAUCCACUGAUUGCAUCUCCAUCUAGUCUGGCUGUGAAACAAGUGGAACAUUACAUUCUUGUUCUCAAACAGAGUGAAGCCUCCUUUCGGCAAAUGGCAGACGAACAACUUGAAGGACUUUCUGCUGGUAAACAUGUGAAAGAUUUCCCUGAACUUAAUCUUCCAGACAUUCCUGACCUUCCUGUAUUACAAGUAUUGCAAGGAACCACUAUGACUGAAGCUUCGACUGUAAAGUCAGGGCUGUCUGUCAAAGGUACAGCCUCACCUCCACAAGAAUUGUCAGACUUUGUCAAACCUAUAAUGGUGCCUACACAAGCUGGUGCUCUUAAAUCAGAGAACUUGGCCAAAAAUAUUGUGGUUCAGAAUGGCAAGAGUCCUCUGAAGGCAAAAAAAGAAAGUAUGAGAGACUUAGAUCCCAUAGAGUUACCUAAGGGAAACCACCUGCAGACACACGUGAGAACGAGAAGUACUUCACGAGAGUUAAAAACAGAAAUGUACAUUAAUUCCCAGUUAGCUGCACCGCAGCCCACAGAUUCAAAGUCCAAAAAACCAUAUGACAAGCUGUUGGAAAAACUAAACACGAAAUAUCCACAAAUCAGCCAAACCGAUCUUACAACUUACAUCAAAACCUUCCGAGCUCAGAAAAAAGGGUUGACUGGAAUGUCAUGCAUGGAGAUUUAA
Limulus polyphemus (Atlantic horseshoe crab) is the source of this 810-nucleotide messenger RNA. RefSeq lists its product as uncharacterized. The coding region runs from base 223 to 810 and encodes 195 amino acids. The transcript is spliced from 7 exons. Lineage: Eukaryota; Metazoa; Arthropoda; Merostomata; Xiphosura; Limulidae. The record is from RefSeq and is a predicted model, not a curated record.